Molecule: messenger RNA, 6455 nt
Organism: Pelodiscus sinensis (Chinese soft-shelled turtle)
Lineage: Eukaryota; Metazoa; Chordata; Testudines; Trionychidae
Gene: SPECC1L
Product: sperm antigen with calponin homology and coiled-coil domains 1 like
Molecular function (GO): protein binding
Source: RefSeq, a predicted model, not a curated record
AGAAGGGGAUGUGGCGAGUCUCGAUCCUUACCAGAUUUGUUUGUAAAUGCAUCAGAAAGAGGCAGCACAGAAUGAAGAAAGCAAGUAGGUCUGUUGGCUCAGUGCCCAAAGUGCCUGGAAUAACUAAAACUCAAACAAUAGAAAAAAUCAAACCAGAAAACAGCUCCUCAGUGUCUACAGUAACAAAACUUUCAAAAACUGGGACAUCAACUUCCCUGCUGAAGACAAAAAGUAAUGAUGACUUUUUAGCAGGGAUGGCUGGUGGUGAAGUGAAAGGUGUCAAAGCAAAGAAGAGCAUCUGCACAUCCACAGCAUCUUCAGCUUCAGGGACCACCAUGAACAACCCUGAGAAUAAACCCAAGACUAUUGCAGGUAUGAGCUCCGCAGCCAAGCGUAGCACUUCAUCUGGAAAUAAAGAAUCUAGCUCUUCUAGGGAAGGAAUACGCGAUCGUUCCCGUUUGAACCAAAGCAAAAAACUGCCCUUGACCGGACAAGGAGCAAAUGAUACCGUUUUGGCAAAACGUUCCCGUAGUCGUACUAAUCCAGAAUCAGAUGUUCGGAUGAGCAAGUCCAAAUCGGACAAUCAAAUCAGUGACAAAGCUGCUUUGGAAGCUAAAGUGAAAGAUCUUCUGACUUUAGCAAAAACUAAGGAUGUGGAGAUUUUACACUUGCGGAAUGAACUCAGAGAUAUGCGUGCUCAGCUGGGCCUUAAUGAAGAUCAGUCUGAGGGUGAUGAGAAAUCUGAGGAAAAAGAGGCCAUUGUUCAGCAGCCAACUGAUGUAGAGUCUACACUAUUGCAGUUACAAGAGCAAAACACUGCCAUCCGAGAGGAACUCAACCAAUUGAAGAAUGAGAAUCGAAUGUUGAAGGACAGAUUAAAUGCAUUGGGUUUUUCUUUGGAACAAAGGCUAGACAACUCGGAGAAGCUCUUUGACUACCAGUCUUUGAGCCCUGAGAUCACAACUGGUAGCCAUAGUGAUGGUGGUGGCACUCUUACAUCUUCAGUGGAAGGUUCUGCUCCUGGUUCAAUGGAAGAUUUGUUGAGUCAGGAUGAAAACACCUUGAUGGACAAUCAACAUAGUAACUCCAUGGAUAAUUUAGACAGUGAGUGCAGUGAAGUUUAUCAGCCACUUACAUCAAGUGAUGAUGCUUUAGAUGCUCCAUCGUCUUCAGAGUCUGAAGGAGUACCAAGUAUAGAAAGAUCUAGGAAAGGAAGUAGUGGCAAUGCAAGUGAAGUUUCUGUAGCUUGUCUGACAGAAAGGAUACAUCAGAUGGAAGAGAACCAGCAUAGUACAGCUGAGGAGCUUCAAGCAACACUUCAGGAACUUGCAGAUUUACAACAAAUAACUCAAGAACUGAACAGUGAGAAUGAAAGACUUGGAGAGGAAAAAGUAAUUCUCAUGGAAUCCUUGUGCCAGCAGAGUGACAAGUUAGAACACUACAGCCGACAGAUUGAAUAUUUCCGUUCCCUUUUAGAUGACCAUCACAUCUCAUAUGUUAUUGAUGAAGAUAUGAAAAGUGGGAGGUAUAUGGAGUUAGAGCAACGUUAUAUGGACCUUGCUGAGAAUGCUCGUUUUGAACGAGAGCAACUGCUAGGUGUCCAGCAGCAUCUGAGCAACACCUUGAAGAUGGCAGAGCAAGAUAACAAAGAGGCCCAAGAAAUGAUAGGAGCACUAAAAGAACGUAAUCACCAUAUGGAAAGAAUUAUUGAGUCAGAGCAAAAAAGUAAGGCUGCACUAGCAGCCACCUUAGAGGAGUACAAAGCCACAGUAGCCAGUGACCAGAUUGAGAUGAACAGGCUAAAAGCUCAGCUGGAGCAUGAAAAGCAAAAAGUGGCUGAGCUGUACUCUAUACACAACUCUGGAGAUAAAUCAGAUAUACAAGAUUUGCUGGAGAAUGUCAGGCUGGACAAGGAAAAGGCAGAGACUUUGGCCAACAGUCUGCAAGAAGAGCUGGCUCUAACUCGCAAUGAUGCCAAUCGAUUGCAGGAUGCUAUUGCUAAGGUUGAAGAUGAAUACAGAGUCUUCCAAGAAGAAGCCAAGAAGCAAAUUGAGGAUCUUAAUGUGACUCUAGAAAAGCUUCGGGCAGAGCUGGAAGAAAAAGAGACUGAACGAAGUGACAUGAAAGAAACCAUCUUUGAAUUGGAAGAUGAAGUAGAGCAGCAUCGAGCUGUGAAACUUCAUGACAACCUCAUCAUAUCUGACUUGGAGAAUACAGUUAAAAAACUUCAGGACCAAAAGCAUGACAUGGAAAGAGAAAUAAAGACUCUUCACCGGAGGCUCCGGGAGGAGUCUGCAGAAUGGCGUCAGUUCCAAGCUGAUCUACAGACUGCAGUGGUCAUAGCAAAUGAUAUAAAAUCUGAGGCCCAAGAGGAGAUAGGAGACCUAAAGCGUAGACUGCAUGAGUCUCAGGAGAAAAAUGAAAAGCUCACUAAAGAGCUGGAAGAAAUAAAGUCACGCAAGCAGGAAGAGGAACGUGGCCGUGUAUACAAUUACAUGAAUGCUGUAGAGAGGGAUUUGGCAGCUCUGAGACAAGGAAUGGGGCUGAGUCGCAGGUCAUCCACUUCUUCGGAGCCAACUCCCACUGUAAAAACACUAAUCAAAUCUUUCGACAGUGCCUCACAAGUUCCAAGCCCUGCCACAGCCGCAAUUCCUCGCACUCCUCUUGGUCCAAGCCCCAUGAAAACACCCCCAGCAGCUGCUGUGUCUCCUAUGCAGAGGCAUUCUAUAAGUGGACCAAUAUCAACCUCCAAACCUCUUGCACCUUUGUCAGAUAAAAGAUCAAGCUAUGCAGAAAUCCCUGUUCAAGUUCAUUUGUUGAGAACUUCCUCUACUAGCAGACCAGCCUCAUUGCCAAGAGUACCUGCCAUGGAAAGUGCCAAAUCUAUUUCCGUGUCUAGACGAAGUAAUGAAGAAAUCAAACGGGAUAUUAGUGCACCAGAUGGAGCAUCUCCAGCCUCUCUCAUGGCAAUGGGAACCACCUCACCACAGCUCUCUCUCUCCUCUUCUCCUACAGCAUCUGUUACCCCUACAACACGAAGUCGAAUAAGGGAAGAAAGGAAAGACCCUUUAUCUGCUCUUGCACGAGAAUAUGGAGGAUCCAAAAGAAAUGCCUUGCUGAAAUGGUGUCAGAAGAAAACUGAAGGAUAUCAGAAUAUUGACAUCACGAACUUCAGUAGCAGUUGGAAUGAUGGGUUGGCCUUCUGUGCAGUCCUCCAUACUUAUCUCCCAGCUCACAUUCCAUAUCAAGAACUGAACAGCCAGGACAAGAGAAGAAACUUCACAUUGGCCUUUCAAGCAGCUGAAAGUGUUGGCAUCAAAUCCACUCUGGACAUCAAUGAAAUGGUGCGAACUGAACGUCCAGACUGGCAGAAUGUCAUGCUCUAUGUUACUGCAAUUUACAAAUACUUUGAAACCUGAAACCUUGUUAAUUCAAAAUAUUUGCAGGGUAGAAUCAACACUAGCUGCCAGACAGAAACAUGACUGAAAUGCUAAUCCUAGAUUCAUUGAAAUCUGGCAACAUUCAUGUCCCUCAACCUGCAGUGACACUAUCAUGGAUUGUCUCUUAACUGCUUCCGCCAACAAACUUUGGGACAUAGGUUAUAAGCAAGAAUGUGUUACCAGUAUGCUUGGCGUGUCCCUUUUAUUAAGUUAUCCAAAUUCAUAUGUAGCCUAAUAAGACUGGCCUUCUAAGAACUGCAUUUACAACUAGACUUCCUGAAGUUUUCAUGUUUUCUUGAAAGACUGAGAAUGCAGUAACAUACAAAUUUGAAUGUACAGCUAAAACUAUGAGAAGGGAAAGGAUGAAACAUCAUGAAUUUUCUCUACUAUCACAGACCACACAGUCUGUGUGAAUAUUGUAUCCCUAUGUACACUGCACCCCAAAUUCUUAAUAGUAACAGAAGUUACUGCCUUAAUUAGUUUUUCUCCUUUAAAGUGCACAAUAUUCAAGGGAAAGGAGCUUUUAUUCUGUCAUGCUUAUUUGACUGGAGUGUUCUCAGCACCUGGACAAACCUGGUGCAGAAGAACUCUUCAGUGUAAAGCUCUGUUUAAGCCUACCUCUGUUGCACAGUUAUGUGGCUUCCAACUUUAUAUAAUGAAUAAGGACUAGCACAUACUCUUCAAGCCAGGAAUUGUAUGCUGUAUUUACAUGGAAUUUUCAUAUAAUUUUCUGUGCUUCCAUAAUUAAUUAGAUUAAUCAAAAAGCAUCCAUGUAAAACUUCUCUAUCCUCUCCUUCCUUUGCCUGCAUAGCACACAGAAAUGUUGAGCUUUCCUUUACAGCAAUACAAGCAUACAAUAGCUAUGAUUUCAAUGGUAGAAUUAUGUUUGUGUGCUGUCUUCCUUACAGAGGAGAUAAUUGUCAGCAAUGGGUAUCUGCAGUAAGAUUAAUUAUGUGAUACUGUACUGGAAUAUUGUAUCUCAAAGACAAAUGCUUCCAAGGAAAGAAGGAAAAGCUUUGGUCUGCUCCGAUUGUAUUCUCUGAAAAUGCACCUCAGUUCAUGUGGCAACUCUCUGGGCAAAAGAGGUCAAGCAAGUGCCUUAAAAUAUCUUUGAGUUGGUAGACCCUGGAUCCUCCUCAUGGCUUUGUGCAGAAAAUUAGGAGCUCAAAAGGAUUUCUAGUGGCAAACUGAUGUCUACUGUUUCAAAAUGAUUUUGUAAUCCUUUACUUAUCAAACCAAGGGAAAGCCUUCACCCUACCAUUGUGUUCUUGCCUCCUCUUACAUAGUUAGCAACAGUUAAGCCACAGGAAAGAGACACCCCCCCUCUAAUAUUGAGCUGAAACUUUCAUUUAAUGACAACCUUUCACUUAACCUGCCAACAGCCCUGUUAGAAACAAUGAUUCUGUUAUUCCUAUUGUGUGCCUAUAACUCUUAUGAACAGUUUGAAUGAAUAGAUGUUAACAGCUCAGUGAAUGAAAUUGUGCUUGGCAACUAUGAAGUAUCAUCAGGAAUGAGAACACUGAUUCAGGUCAAAACUAUAUAGCUAGUCAGAAUAGCUAGAGGUUGGGAGGCUAAUGGUAGGCAGCCCCACAGGUAGUUAAAAAUUCUCAAGCUGUGAGUAAACAGGCUUGAUGAUCCGUGGCAACCAAGAGAAAAUGAUCACAGAAGAAUCUUCAAAUAAAAAUCUUCAUAAGCUUUGAGUAGAAAGAAAUUAGGAAUGUAUGCUAUAGCUUUCACAAACAGUUAAAUUCCCAUUUCUGCAUAUUUAUGCUACAUGCUUCUUUUACUUAUAAAUUUAAGUUGUCUAUUUAGUUGUCAUUUUAUUUAUUACAUGAAGCUUGAAGAAAAAUAUUGUUUCUAAUCAAAAAGCACUCAAGUCUAAAUUCCCAAAAAAUCUUUUUAUUUCGCAUAACUGAUCUCAAGGCUAUAUUUAGCUAUUUUUCUGCGAAGUGGUGCCUGAACUUUACUUUUCUGUAAGUCAUUAAUUGUAGUAAUAUUGCUCAUGUAAACAUCAUUAAAAGGGAACUCUGGUUUCUUCAAAUAUAUCCCAUUAGGCAACAUGACAGAAGAAUUAUGAAUCUGUAGAGAUGGAAUUUUAAAAAUGAUAAAUACAGACCUUUAUUAGAAAUUAAGAAAUCUACAGAUAACUACUUGGUGCGAUCGGUCUGUCUCUAUGGAUUCUUUCUGGUUUUUUGGUCUGAAGUUGUACUUGUUGUUGAUGGUACACAACUACUGGAGUCACAUCUGGAAAGAGGCAUGUGGCUCCGUAAAGAAACUUCCUAAAGACCCAUCUGAUCCUUUACAAAAAACACUGUUUUUCUGACACAAUGAAAGGAUAUUCAAGAAAGGGAUGCAAGAAAUAAAACAAACUGAACCUUAGUACACAGUAACGGAAUGUUCAGAGGCGGAAACAACAAAUCUAUCCUUUUGCUAAUUGGAAGAAUGACUUGCGUAACCAGUCUGGAUAAGAAUAAUACACUUAGUAUGGUUCCAACUCAUACUUCACCCUGAAAGGUGAACAGUUCUGUUACACAUUGUAGAGCACAAGCUUCUUGCUGAUUGACUUGAUUUUUUUUGUUCUGUUUAAUAUAUCUAAAUGUAUUCAAUAUGCCAAACAAUAUAUUGUAGAUUUUUACUGUAUUUUAGUGUGUGCCUUGCAAAUGCCUGUGUUUUGGUAGGUCAGUGUUAUUCAUGUCCAUCUCGGUAAGAGGUGCACAUACCGAAAACUGCUUGGACGUAUUUAUGCAGAUUUGGAUCUGUUGCUGUCUGGAUAAUAUUAAGUAAAACACAUUCCACUGAAUGUAAAGAUGUCUACCCAGUCGGGUAUGUCAAAUUUGUUUAAUGUGCAUGGUACAUCAGUGGUAAACGGAAUGAACAACUGAAGCUUUUUCUUUACCUUCAGGUAGCAUCAAAGGGAGGAAUAAGGUAUUUUUUAAUGUUAAAAUGGAUGGGGUUCUGAGUUUUUUUUUUUUUAAUGUCCGUUAUAAUAAUAAUAAAGGUGAUCUGACUUCAGAA